Molecule: messenger RNA, 596 nt
Organism: Culicoides brevitarsis
Lineage: Eukaryota; Metazoa; Arthropoda; Insecta; Diptera; Ceratopogonidae
Gene: Cib2
Product: calcium and integrin-binding family member 2
Exons: 2
Coding region: 1-570 (189 amino acids)
Biological process (GO): calcium ion homeostasis
Molecular function (GO): calcium ion binding; magnesium ion binding
Source: RefSeq, a predicted model, not a curated record
AUGGGCAAUAAAAUUGUUACUUUUACGGAUGAGCAGCUCGAUGACUACCAAGAUUGCACAUUUUUCACCCGAAAAGAGAUCCUUCGGGUCUUUAAACGUUUUCGCGAGAUGCGACCUGAUCACAUCCCGAAACGAAUGGUGAACGGCGAAGCUUCAAAGUUGAAGAUUGGGCGCGAAAAUAUCGAAGCACUUCCAGAAUUACGUGAAAAUCCGUUCAAAAGUCGCAUUUGUCAGGCUUUUUCACGCGAUGGCGAAGGAAACUUAACGUUUGAGGAUUUCUUGGAUAUGUUUUCGGUAUUUAGCGAGCAAGCGCCAAGAGAUAUAAAAGUGUUCUAUGCCUUUAAAAUUUACGAUUUUGACAACGAUGGAUUUAUUUCGACGGAUGACCUGAAAGCGUCGCUCGUGUGUUUGACACGCAAUGAACUUACGUGCGAGGAACAUCAACAAAUCGCGGAGAAAGUUAUCGAAGAAGGCGACGUCGAUGGCGAUGGAAAACUAUCAUAUUUGGAGUUUGAGCACGUGAUCACCAGAAGUGAGGAUUUCUUGUCAACUUUUCACAUUAGAAUAUAAGAAAAACUAGCAAAAUUUAAUUUUUG